Molecule: messenger RNA, 5060 nt
Organism: Aplysia californica (California sea hare)
Lineage: Eukaryota; Metazoa; Mollusca; Gastropoda; Aplysiida; Aplysiidae
Product: coiled-coil domain-containing protein 18
Exons: 33
Coding region: 417-4895 (1492 amino acids)
Source: RefSeq, a predicted model, not a curated record
GAAAUUCAAAGAAAAGGUGGCAAAAUUUUUUGGUUGGCAACCAGAAAAUGGUGACAGACUGCCACAAUGGCCCGAAUUUAUAAGUAAAUAUUUUAUGUCCAUCUACGUCCUACAACUUGUAAGUACCCAAAAAGAGUGCCCGGAACAAAGUUGUUCUAGAUUACUAAACAAGUUGAAACACGUUUUAGGCCUAGAUCUACACGCACACUUCGAAUUCUGUGUUGUUCGAACGCCAAAGUAAAAGUGUUGUUCUCUCUAACCGGAUGCAGCGAAAAAGUUUACUGUUGUGUUUUGACUUGGCUAGGCUACGUUGGGCCUCGCUCAUGUUGUCGACCACAGCUUCAUCAACGGUACAUCCUAAUAACAUCACUGGCUGGAUCAGAGCCACACAAAUAGGUUACGAAGGCCAAUAAGUUAUGGCUUCGACCGGUAUUGUUGAUACAGGGUCAUCGAAAGCUAUAUUUGAACGGAAUAAGAUGGAGUAUGAAGAAAUGCGGAGGAGAUUGUUGGAGACCGAAGAAAAGCUGCAAAACUUGCGAAAGCUGGAGGAGGAGGUGCAGAGUGUUAGUUCUGAAACAACUGAUAAAAUUUCAUCUGUGAGUAAUCACCGAUCUCGACCAUACAAGUCAUGGUCUCAACAGGAUGACAUAGAAAGUAUUUCAUCUGCCCUAAGCACUGUGCCUGGUUCCUACUCACGGUUUCCUAGUCACAAGAUGUCUUCCAGUACUCCAAGCAAGAGACAGAUGGCAGGGAAAUCAAAAUUUAGAAGUGAUGGCUUUGAGUCUGACAGCUCCUCAGAGUCAACGAAAGAGAACCGAGGUGGAGAUAAGUAUGAGCGCAAACUGCUUUUACAAAACCAGAGGCUUUUGUUGGAAGUUGAGCGACUGAUUGGUGACUUGCAUGCUUCCAAGGUGGAGAAUGCCUCUCUUUUGAAAGAAGCUGAUGGAGUGAAGAAGAUCCCUGAUCUGGAGGAUAAAAUUGAAGAACUUCUCUCUGAAAGUCAGGCUCAGGACAAAGCACUGCGGGCAGCAGAGAAACAUUUGGAUGAAGGAUCAAAGAGGAACUCAGAGUUACAGAAGAAGCUGGACGAAUGUCAGGCUGAGGUUUCUGACCUGCGAGCAGAGCUUGAGGAGCACAAGGAGACGAAAAAGGCGAUUGAGAGUCAGAGAGAUGAAGCUGUUCAGAACCUCAUAGAAAUGCAGGACUCCUUAGAAGAUUAUCAAAGAAGAACAAAGGAAAAAAUUAAAAAGCUGGAGCAGAGUGAGGACCAUCUGAGAGAUGCCCUCGCCUCCGUCUCACAAGAGCGGGAUGAUCUACUUGAACAAUUGGGUGAUGUACAGACCUCUCUAGCUUCUCAAGAGGCUCAGAUUAAUCGUUUGUUGCAUGAUGUGGAACUGGAGGAUGCGAAGAAGCAAAAGGCGGAACAGGAGAACGAGAGUCUGCUGCGACAACUGGAUCAGCUAACUGCUCAGCUCAAUGACUUUGAGAAAGAAUCCAAGAAAAGUGAAUCAAUGAGGCAGGAAAAACUGCUCCUUGAAAAAGAACUUUCCGGACAUCGGGUUGUGGCUCAAGAUGUGGCAGAACUGCUGGCUUUGUUUCAAAAAAAGCAAAAUAAAAACACACAGAAUGACAGUGGGAAUGACAGCAUCCAGACCUUCGCAGGCGUGUCCCAGCGUGAUGCGUUGCUGUACGAUGCUUGUCUCAACGCUGCAGCUGCUGAGCUCAACAAAAACAAUAAUGGUUUGGACAGUGUUGCAAGUGCACUUGUGGGAGUGAACACUAACAACAAUGGCUUUGGCUGUGAAGGUUCAUCGAUGAUUGGAGAACUCAGAACACUCUUCUGUAACAUGGAUGGUGAAAUCCAGCGUCUGCGAUGUGAUCUGAAGUCGCGAGACUCUGACGAUCGCACAUACCAGAACCUGCGUGAGGAGCUUAAAAUCCUGAUGGACAAAGUGGAGGGAGGCAUGCAGAGGAACCAAGAGCUGGAGUGCCUGGUAGUGAACCUAGAAGAUGACAAGAAGAACUUGGAGGCCAAGCUGGAUGAUGCCUUGCGGGCUCUAGAAGACCGGGAUCGCCAAAUUCAGUGCCUGGACACACGGCUCAACGAGCGCAACCGACAGGUCAUCUGUCUACAGGAGGACAUCAGCGACAAAGCUCAGAGAAUCAGCUCACUAGAGAAGGAGAUCAGAGAGUUUAAGAAGAGGAUUGAUGAUUUAACGACUGCAGACGUGAGCAAUGAGUUAGAGAUGGCUAUGGAGAGGAUCAAGGAACUGGAAGAAGUCCUAUCCUGCAAAGAAAGUGCCAUCUGUGAGCUGCAGAUGAAGGUGUCCAACCUGCAGAAAGAUAUGAAGGCAGCUCAGACCAAGUAUGAGAAGAAGAUCUCCUGUCUUUGUGACCAGGUGCAGGAGUACCAGAGACAAGUGGAAGUGAUGUCGGAGGAAAAUGAAACUGUACGACAGAAGCACAGCUGCUGUAGCAAAGCCCAAGAUGACAUGCGACGCACUAUCCGCAGCAAAGAGGACUGUAUCAAACAGUUGGAGUCAGAAAUUGAGGAACUCAAGAUUACGCUGGAGGAGAAAGAGAAACUGAGCGUGAAGCUUCUGGAGAGCUGUCAGGACAAGCUGUUCAAGAGCAAUGAGCAAGUGCAGCAGCUAGAGAGUGCACUGAUGAUGUGCAAGAACGAGGUCUGCAAACACCUGCAGACCAUGGAGGAGAUCAAGAACCACUUUGAGUACGAGUGCACUCAGAAGGACAAUUGUAUCAAGCAACUGAAUGAGAGCUUGCGUAGGACCAAAGAAGAUCUGGAGUGUAAGGUGGAUGAGGUGUCUGGCCUGGAGCACACUGUCAUGACACUCAAGUGUAAGAUAGAACAGCUGUUCAACUCGCUGAAAGAGUCGGAGAACAACAACGCUUGUCUUACAGAGAAGCUGAAGCAAUGUGAGAACCAGAAUCUGCAGGAGAAGGCGUGCUGCAUGAAGGAGUCGGAGGAGCUCGAGCGCAAACUUUCGCAGGCCCUUAACAACUUGAACUGUACCUCCGGGGAAAUCAAUAAGCUGAAGAACCAGUGUCAAGAAAAGUCGAACCAGAUUGACAACCUUACAACAGAGAAGAACAGCGUCACUCGAGACCUGCAUUCGUGCAAACAGAAAGCCUGUGAACUACAGGACCAGCUCAACAAGAUGGAGGCGGACAACACAGAGCUGUGCCAACAGCUUCAUCACAAAAUGGAGUGUAUCAAGGACUUGGAGACAGCUCUCUGUAACAAAGACCAUGAGCUCAAGGCUUGCACUAGGUGCCUUGAAGAGCUGAACAACAAACUGGCAACGUGUUCAUCAAACCAGGCAGACACCAAAGCAGAGAUCAAUUGUCUGAUGGACAAACUCAAGGCCUGCUGUGACGAGCUGCUCAAGAAAAACCGACUGCUCUGCGAAUGUGAGGAAGCCCUGAAGCAUUGCCAGACAGAAGUUCAGGCAAAAUGUGAGGAAAUACAGGGACUCAACUGUCAGUUGGAGGAGGUCAACUGCAAACUGCAGGAGAGGAUUGUGAAGGUCGAGGAACUGGAGAAAGCCAUUGAGGCUUUGCAUAAAGAAACUGACAAGCGAAUGAAGCGUGUGGAUGAGCAGCUACGUCGCUAUGAGUGUGAGCUCACAGACAAAGUCAGACAGCUAACUGACUUAGAUGAGUGUCUGAAUCGGUGCCAGCACAACUUGAACGAGAAGACCAACGAAUGUUGCCAGUUGGAACAGAGGAACAACCGCCUCUGCGGAGACAUGCAGACUCUUUCCUGCAAACUCAGGGACAUGGAGGAGCAACGCGAUUGUUGUGGCAAACAGUUGAGCGAGUCCAAGGCUGAGAAUGCAGAGAUCACUCAGGAAUUGCGAGUCACACGGGAGGAGCUGCAGACACAGCACCAAGAGCUGGUGGAAACGCGGCAGGCGCUGACGUGCUGUAACCGCGAGGUGGAGAAAGCACGGCGGGAGAUUGAUGAGCUCAAUAAUAUAUUCGAGAAAAAAGAAUGUGAGAUGAAACAGCUUUGUGAAGAUAAGAACUGCCUGCUGAAUAAGAUAGCUCAUCUGCAGUGUCGUAUGGAGUCUGAAGCAGCUCAAGCGGCACAACAGAUGGCUGACCUCAAGUGUCUCAUGGAGAAAGAGAUGGAGAGCAUGCGGUUGUGUGUGACGGAAGUGGAGGAGAAAAACUCUUGCUUGAUGCAGAAGUUGACCACUACCCAGCGGCAGCUGCAGCAGGUGGAGAAGUGUUGCCACCAGAAGUUAGACAGCCUCAACCGCGAACUUGAGGAUCUGCUUAAUCGCCUGGCGGACAGAGAGGACCAGAUCGCCGCUUGCAAGGAUUGCAUCAACAUGAAGGAAUCUGAAAUUAUGCGCUUGAAAUUGCGUUUGUGCAACUGUGACCGGAACUGCAGCAACAGCAACCAAAUGGAUCGUAACAGUGAAGAUGUUGAUGGAGGUCGGCUGAGCCCCCCGGUACAGGACGACAUUGGCAUGCCUAACCAGGGCAAGAUGGUGGCUAUAACUGCACAGGGCAGAAACUCUCAGCUGGACAGUGACCUUGACAGUGAGGAUUUUGUGGAACAGUCCAACCGGCUGACACUCAGGCUGAUGCAGCCCAAGAGUGGAGCAGACACUGGAGGCCACGGUGCUAGCAGGUCAGAAGACGACUGGCUUCCCCAGCAGCCGAUGAGGGUGCAAGGUGAAGACCAGCUUGAGGAUCAAAGUAGUGAGGACCACAACUCCUCAAGUGCCAGAAACAGCUUAGGGGUCUCAGAAGUUCAAGAGAGAUUACGGUCAAACCAACGCUUGCAGAUGGAAAUAGAGAAACAGCUGAAAUCACUUGGAGAAAAUAUAACUGAUGAUUUACAUCAAACAGAUCAGUAUUAAAAUAUUAUGUCCGCAGGUCUUUUCAGAAAUGUUUAUUUUAUAUAUGUGCGUAUAUAUCUGUAUAUAUACGAAUAUACAUCUAACAUCUGAUUUCCUGAAUGUUAACAAUCUCGCAGGCGCCCUCUUUUAUUUAAAUAUUAAUAAAAGGAGACGUAAAACUGAAAA